AUGGCACCCACCACUACUCACACUGCACGAUCAAUCCUUGAAUCAUUCUACGAUGCUGAGCGCAUUUACAUGGCUUCGCCACCUGACGAACGCGACUUCAGCGGUAUGGCAGCAUCUCUCUCGAAAGAAGUGCGCCUCAAACAAUCAUCUGGACUACCAUACGCUGGCGAAUACACUGGACCUGAUGGUUUCCAGCAAUGGGCAAAAGCUAUGGCCGACUACUUUGACAAAGUCGAUGUCCAGAACCCUGAGAUAUUCGAAAAGGAGGGCUCGAACCGCAUCAUUUCGCUCGGUUAUCUGCAUCUCAAGGUCCGCAAAACUGGGGAGGAAUUGAAGUAUCCUCUGUGCCAGGUCAUCCAGGUUGAUCUUGAGGCUGGGGUUAUCAAGAGUAUCAUGCCCUUUUAUUGGGAUGUGUAUGCUUUGAACAAGGCUAUUGGUUAUACACCAGAGCUUUAG
This is a messenger RNA of Fusarium proliferatum ET1, 456 nucleotides long. RefSeq lists its product as uncharacterized. The record is from RefSeq and is a predicted model, not a curated record. The coding region runs from base 1 to 456 and encodes 151 amino acids. The transcript has a single exon. NCBI's taxonomy places the organism in Eukaryota, Fungi, Ascomycota, Sordariomycetes, Hypocreales, Nectriaceae.